This is a messenger RNA of Callorhinchus milii (elephant shark), 1355 nucleotides long. Its product is annotated as nectin-1-like. The record is from RefSeq and is a predicted model, not a curated record. NCBI's taxonomy places the organism in Eukaryota, Metazoa, Chordata, Chondrichthyes, Chimaeriformes, Callorhinchidae.
GAGAGAAAGAGCGAGAAAGUGAAUGAGGGAGAAAGAGAGAUUACACGGAACAGAAUCUGAUUUGAGGGCGACAUGUUGGUGUCGGCCCUGAUCCUGUGUCUGAUAACCUCCUCCACAGGAGCGGCCCCUCAGCGAGUGGAGGUGAUGGACCGGGUCACGGCCAUUGCUGGACAAGACGUGACGUUGCCGUGCACUUUGCGAGAGGUGGGAGCCUCGUCCUCGGUCACACAGGUCACGUGGGUCAAAGACCCCGAGGGGCAGGGCCUGAACCUGGCCGUGUUCAGCCCCUCCCUGGGCACCAGUCACCCCCUGGGUGGGGCUGAGGGUGGGGGAGGGCACGGACGGUGGGGGCUGCGCUCCCCCUCCCCCAGCUCCGUGCCUCUCACCAUCAACUCCGUGCGGCUCGAGGACGAGGGGAAAUACAGCUGCGAAUACAGUCUGUUCCCCCAGGGCAAGAACGGAGGCCAAACCAGCCUCACCGUGUGGGUCGAGCCGCUGGUCUCGGUGUCCCGGCUCCCGGUUUGGGCCGGAGAUUCCCGGCGUCCGGUGGCUGAAUGUUCGGCCUCGAACGGCAAACCCGGAGCUGAGAUCACGUGGGUCUCGGAUUUUCCGGGAAACAAAUCAACGCGAGAAACACGGAACCCGAAUGGGACUCAGUCUCUGACCAGUCGCUACUUCCUGGUUCCCACUCACAACCAACACAACCGUCUGAUCACCUGCUCCGUCACCCAUCCGACUCACCGUCCCGUCACCAUUCCCGUCAGACUGACCGUAUCCUAUUCUCCGAUUGUUUCAAUCAAGAAAUUGGAGGGAAAUUCGAGUGUAGUUUUGCACUGUUUGGCCGAUGGAAACCCAACUCCGUCCGUCUUCACCUGGAGUGUGUUGGGGGGAGAUUUACCCAAAUCCGUCCGAGUGGAUUCUGAUCGCGUGUUUCUGAACGCGGUCGAUAUCUCCGUAAACAGCACCUUCAGGUGUGAGGCCACAAACACAGUCGGACGAGGACAAGCGGACAUUCAGGUCCCGAUGGUUGUCUGUCCGAAGGAGAAUUCUGUGGGAGGUGGAUUAACCCCUCAUUACCUGUUGUUUAUACUGUUACCGGUUGCGGUUGUGCUUCUAAUUGUCCUGGUGACCGUCACAGUGCACAGGAACAAGAAAACUUCUGCCAUCGAUGUCCCCCCAGUCCUGGAGUCAGAAUACACGAUUUCGGGGCGAGUGAGAUUUCAGGCAACGAGUGUUUUUGAGAACGAGACGGAAGCAUUUUAAUCCCCAAAUUACCUUCGAAAUGUCUGUGUCCAUGUCAGUCCCUGUAUCCCUCGCCCCCCACCCCACAGCCCCUGUAGCUCAGGGGUUAGACC